Leptopilina boulardi is the source of this 3529-nucleotide messenger RNA. RefSeq lists its product as uncharacterized. Bases 293 to 2842 code for a protein of 849 amino acids. Gene Ontology annotation, molecular function: protein binding. The transcript is spliced from 4 exons. The record is from RefSeq and is a predicted model, not a curated record. NCBI's taxonomy places the organism in Eukaryota, Metazoa, Arthropoda, Insecta, Hymenoptera, Figitidae.
UUCAUGGUUUACUUUAAAAAAUAAUACAGGUUUUAAACCAAGGGAUGUCCCGAGUUACAUAUGCAUUUAACCAAGUGAAUUAAUUAAUUAUAAAACAUUAAAUAACAUUGUCAUUUAUGCUAAAAUAUAACCAAAUGACAAUAAAUUCAUUAUCAAUAAAAAGACUGAUAAAAAUGAUCAACUCCGACUGAGAAGAACACUUUGUUUAUGUAACGUGAUUUUUAAGGUUAUCUCUUUGUAUUUUUUUGUUCUUCUAAAAGAAAAGAAGACUAGAAUAGUCUUCAAGAAAAAAAUGGAGUCCACAGAACCACCGGCUCCAAAAGUACGACGCAUAAACAAACAACCGCCAAUGCAUGUCUCAGAAUGUGUUCGACAAUUUAAACUUCCCAAACACUUUCCAAGUUUAGCUUUGGGUCAUAAACCAGUUCCCACAGAACAUACAUUAUCUUCGAAUAGUGUUGCAAAAAAUAUGGAAACACAAUCACAAAUUAACGAUAGCGAAAAGUUAAAUAUAAAUAAAACAUCAAAUUCGAUAUUAAAAACAAUAAAUAAACCAAUAACAAUAAAUUCCUUAGGGAAUAAUAAUGUCAAUGGAAAAAGUACAUUAAAAACAUUAAAAUUAAAAAGUCCCGAUGGUAAAGAUCUAGGUGAAAUUAAAGUAAAACUCCUAGACGCUCCUAAUCAAACGCUGAAACGAAAACUCAUUACUAUUCCAAAAAGUGUUAUACCUGCAAUAACACAAAAUGACACUCAAACUGAACCCGUUGUUUCGUAUUCAAUGAAAGAUGUACAAUAUCCAGGAUCAAUUUAUCAAGAACCACGCAUUGAAAAAGUAGGACAAGAUUUAUUAAAUAAAGUGAAAAUAAUAAGUAAUGUCUCAUUAAAUAAACUACCAGCUGAAGAUCUCUCAAAAAUAAUUCAAGGCAAACAAAUGAUUCACAAAAUGUUUUCAAAUACACCAUUUGAACCACCAACAGUUAGUACAUCGAAAAUAAAUAAUCCCUGGAUUAAAAUGGACACAAAUAAAGUAAUUUUAACAAAUUCUGAUAGUAAAAAAAAUAAUAAUUUAGAAAAAAAUUUAGUAUAUCUCAAACCAGAGGAUCAUCCUUAUUUGAAAAAUAUAACAAAAUCAGGAAAACCAAUUGCAUUAAAACCAGUGAAAUUAAAAUCAUUAUCAUUAAAUUUAAAUACAAAUGAAGAGGCAAAUAUUUCUGAAACAAAUUUCAUUAGUGCUGGUGGAUUAUCAGGUUAUGAUAAUGGCGAUAUGGAUGAGCAUUGUAAUGAUGAAUUGUCAGUAAUGAUAAAAAAUAGUGAAGAAAAAAAAUUAGAUAAUUCAAAAAGUAACGAUGAAAUAUUUUCGAAGAGAAAAGAAAAUAAUGAGGAUUUAAAAAAUGACAAAGUGCCUACAGAAUCACCAGUACGUGAAUGGAAAAAAUUAAAAUACACUCUAACGAAAAAAAAUGUAAUGGUAAUGUUACCAAAAGUUCCAUCAAAAAAAAUUAUUACAAAUCUACCAUCAUCGGAGAGUGGUUCGGAUUUUGGUAAUCUUGCAAUAAGUGACGAUGAUCCUACUGAUCCAACAGAUAGCAAUAAUGAUGAAGAAGAAGAUGAUGAUGAUGAUGAUGAUGACGAUUUCAAUAAACAAAUAGCUAAAAAUAAUAAACCAAAGAAAAAUAAUAAUUCUAAAAAAAGUAAUUUAAAUCAGAAGAGCAAAAAAAUUGAUAAUGAAUCAAACGUCGAUAUGAGUAUCGUUGAAAGAGCACUUGCUCAUGUAAAAGAUAAAAAUCUUCGUGAAGAGGCUUUAAAAGUUUUAGCAACAUGUAAAUUAGGUGUCGAACGACAAAUUCCAAUUCGUUCACCAUCAAAUGAAAUUUCAAUACGCGAAACAUCGUGUCAAACAAAUAUAUUUGGAAAUUUAGAUCCAUAUUGUGAGGAAUUUAUUGAAGUUCAAGAAUCUGAGAAGAAUAUCAAGAAAAUUAAUAAAACAAUAAAAGAUCGUUCAAUUGCAUUUAAAUCAUUAAAUUAUAUUGUCACACCAAUGAAAGAAAAGGAGGAGAAAAGUAAUUUUGCAAUAGAAUUGGAUAAAAUAAUUAUGGAUUUGAAUAUUAAUUCAGAAGAGAAACAGGAAGUAGAAAAUAUGAAAAAUAUUCUCGAUAGACCAAUACAAAGUACAGAGAAAAUAAAUCGUGUAUCAAAACAAAUUGUCGAAGAUAUUAAAUUAUUGCAAACACAUGAUGAAAGUGGAUUAACGGGAUUACACAAGGCUGUUAUGCGAGAUGAUAUUAAAUCUAUCAAAAGAUUAUUAAUGAUUUUACGGGUGACGAAAAAUGAUGUUGACAUAAAAACACAUGAAAAUAGGACGAGCUUAGAAUUGGCAUUAAAAAUGGAUGCUGAUCCAGAAAUUGUUAGAGAAUUAUUGGAAGCUGGAGCGAAUCCAACAUCAGAUGAAGUGGGAUACGAUUCAGCUUUAAUAAUUGCUAGUAAAAAUUCAUCUCCACUUUUACCUCUACUCACAAAAUAUACCAGCAAGGCAUCUUUGAAUUGUAUGGAUGUUGAAGGAUUUGCAGCCAUUCAUAAUUGUGCAUUGCGAGGCAAUUUAUCAGCGGUGAAUGCCUUAAUUGCAGCUGGGGCAAAUAUAAAUUUACAAGAUCUACGAUCAGGAAGAACGGCUCUGUUUCAUGCUAUCGAAAAUGGACAUAUUGAAACAGCACGUCAACUAUUAUCAUCAGGUGCAAAACCAAAUAUAAGAAAUAACGAUGGACACAAUAUUUUACCACUUCUCGAUGAACCGAAAACGCAAAUAUUGAAAAAUAUUGUUUUAAAAGCAAUGAGGACACAUUGAAAUUAUUUCAAUGGAAAAUUUGGUAAUUAUGAUGAAGAGAUUUAUUUCCUUUUUUUAAAAUGCUUUGUUACCAUUUCUUUUCAUCAUGCUAAGAUUAUCUAAAUAGAUUAAAUAAUUAUGUCAUUGUCUUUGAAAAAUAUUUGAUAAAUAAUUAUGCUUUUUUUAAAAAUUAUUUCAUUGACAAUAACUUGAUUAAAUUAUUAAGGAAACAAAGAUUUGUAAUCAUUUGAAAUUUAAUAAUUUCGUUAUUUGCAUUUUAAAUUAUUUAAAAUUAAAAGAGCAGCUGUUAUAUUCGUUAUAAAGCAAUUUUUUACAUAUAUAUUUUUUUUAAAAAACGUCGAUUUAUAUUAUUUUUAGAAGACAAAUUUUUAAGUUACAUUUAAGGAAUGUACAUAAUUCUACUUGAUGUAUUGUAGAAAUUUAUAAUGUAGAAUUCUUCGAAAUUUGUAUUAAUCUUUUUUGAUUAUUCGAAGUUAUUUAUAAUUAUAAUUAGAAAAUACGAAUUAUUUUCAAAUUAUAUAUUAACAAAAAAAAAAAAAAUUGAUCACGCUUUCAAAAUUUAAUCAUAGUUAAAAAAAAAUACUUUACAAUUUUUUAUAAUUUAUAUGAUUAUAUUUAAAAGCACAAUUACGUUAAAUACGACAAAUUUCUUUAAAUAUUUAAAAUUUGAUAUGAUUUUAUAGCAAA